AUGACGCCUUCACUCCGCGUCAUCCCCAACGCCGCGUCCCGCGCCGUCUCUCUUCUGAGGACAAUCCAAGCCCACCCGCCAUCAUGCCCCUGCCACACAAACCCAGGCCACCACCACAACCACUCCCCGCUUAACUUCACCCCGCGGCCCCUGCGGACCUCCUCUCGCGGCUUCGCAACCCCGGUCGACCACUCCCAGAAGGAGUACGCCUUCGAGAUGGCCGCCUCCUCCAUCCGCUUCGGCCCGGGCUCGACGCAGGAGGUCGGCAUGGACUUCGCCAACAUGGGCGCCAAGCGCGUCGCCGUCGUCACGGACCCCACCGUCGACGGCCUCUUCGCCAUGCAGCAGGUCCGCGAGGCCCUCGACCGCGAGGGCAUCAACUACAAGGUCUACAACCAGACCCGCGUCGAGCCCAAGGACAGCUCCGUCCGCGAGGCCAUCGACUGGGCCCGCCCCUUCGCCCCGGACGCCUUCCUCGCCGUCGGCGGCGGCUCCGUCAUCGACACCGCCAAGCUCAUGAACCUCUACUCGUGCUACCCGGACGCCCCCUUCCUCGACUUCGUCAACGCGCCCCUCGGCAACGGCCGCCCCGUCGACAAGCCCCUGAAGCCCCUCAUCGCCGUCCCCACCACCGCCGGCACCGGCUCCGAGACCACCGGCACCGCCAUCUUCGACCUCGUCUCCAAGCGCGCCAAGACCGGCGUCGCCCACAGGAACCUCAAGCCCACCCUCGGCAUCUGCGACCCCCUCAACACCCGCACCAUGCCCUCCGCCGUCAAGGCCGCCUCCGGCCUCGACGUGCUCUGCCACUCCCUCGAGUCCUGGACCGCCAUCCCCUUCCACGAGCGCGUCCCCCGCCCCAAGAACCCCAUCCUCCGCCCCGCGUACCAGGGCGCCAACCCCAUCAGCGACGUCUUCUCCUUCCACGCCCUGCGCGCAACGGUUAAGUACCUCCCCCGCGCCGUCCGCGACCCGGACGACUUUGAGGCCCAGAGCGAGAUGCUCCUCGCCGCGACGCUCGCCGGUGUUGGUUUCGGAAACGCCGGAGUCCAUCUCUGCCACGGCAUGUCCUACCCCAUCUCCGGCCAGAACCCAGGCUACCAGCACUCCGGCUACAAGGUGAACUACCCCAUCAUCCCGCACGGCGUGUCCGUCGCCGUGACCGCCCCGGCCGUCUUCCGCUUCACGGGCGCCUCCAACCCGGAGCGCCACCUCGCGGCCGCCGAGGCCUUCGGCGUCGACGUCUCCCGCGUGCGCAAGGAGGACGCCGGCGCCGUGCUGGCCGACGCGCUGACAAAGUUCCUCGCCGACCUCGGCGACCAGCCCGCGGGCAUCAAGGAGCUCGGCUUCGGCACGGAGCACCUGGACGAUCUCGUCGAGGGCACCAUCCCGCAGGCCAGGGUGCUGAUGCUCGCCCCCGGGUUGGAGACGGAGCUGCAGAAGGAGAGGGAGCAGUUGAGAGGGUUGUUUGAGGCUUCUUUGACGCAUUAA
Molecule: messenger RNA, 1491 nt
Organism: Colletotrichum siamense
Lineage: Eukaryota; Fungi; Ascomycota; Sordariomycetes; Glomerellales; Glomerellaceae
Product: Hydroxyacid-oxoacid transhydrogenase
Exons: 3
Coding region: 1-1491 (496 amino acids)
Cellular component (GO): mitochondrion
Molecular function (GO): metal ion binding; alcohol dehydrogenase (NAD+) activity
Source: RefSeq, a predicted model, not a curated record